GGGGGUUCCAGCCGCCCAAGCGGGAGAUAGCUGGCAUUAACAGCCGGAACUUCCCGCGCCUGACGAAGUUGCUCAGGGUGGCCGGGCUCGACCUCCAGGCCAGCCUGCAGGACCGCGGCGGGGGCGAGUUCGCGCUCCUGCUGCGGAACGCCGGGCUGGCGCCCGGGGCGGUCUUCGUGCACUUCUCCGCGCCCGAGGUCACCCUGUUCGGCGGCCUGGACAAGGAGGACGGCCUGGCAGGCGUCUACCUCAAGAGGAGAUCCGACGUGAUCGCCAUCCGCGGCACUGCCAACGGCACCGUCUCCUACUGCGCCACGCGCGCCCACGGCGGGUGCCUCUGCGGGGGCGGCCUCGAGGACGUCCCGCGGCACGUCUUCGCCGCGGACGAGCCGUGCGCCGCGGCCCGCGGGGUGCUCGCCAGCAGGUUCGGCGGCCAGAUCAGGCGGGCACGGGGGCUGUCGCUGCACGCGUCCUUCCCCAGUGCCUUCGCGCUGUCCAGGCAAUCCUUGCGGGAGCACGCGGGGGAACACUUGACGUCGCCUGCCGCGAGUGCCUCGUACGGCGCGGCCCCGUCGGUAAAGACCAGCACACCUUGUCCCAAGUACUUCAGAACGAAGUCGUCGCACUCAUGCUGGCUAAGGGGGACGCCGCCGCCACCAGCCUCGGACGUCGCAAAGGGAAAUUGGAGUACGACCAUGGAGCUUCCAUCGCCGCGACGGAUCAGCUUGAUCCACAUAUUCCACUGCAGGCGGUACCCCGCGCACGGUGCCUCUGAGAGCUGGCAGUUCGGCGACCAGUUUACCCUCUCUGCAUUCGCGGCGGUCUCGUCGAUCUCAACCAUGAUGCCCCUGGAGAACUUGAUUCUGCUUUGCUCCUCGAUAUUCAGCCUGUUGGGCUUCGCGAAGUCUGGCCGCUUCAUGAAAGGCUUCGGCGGAGCGCUGCCGCCGCCCGCCGCGCGCUUUCUGGCCUCGCUCCCAGGGCGGGCGGCGGGCGGCGGGAUGGGGAGGCAGCCGGGGUGGGAGCCCGCCUCGGCGUGGCCUCAGGCCUGCGCGUCGGGUCACGGUCUCCGCGGCAGCCUCGGAGCGAAGCGGGGGCGGCGCGCGGGCGGCUGGGGCGGCGCCCGCCGCGGCAGCGGCGCCGCGGCCUCUGCGACGGCCGGCCGCUGCGAGGAGGGACACCAGAAGGGCGCGGCGGCGGGCACGCGCGCCGGGGGCCCUCUCUCGACCACCCGGCGCGGCGCGAUGGGCAAGUUCGCGACGGACCCGUCGCUGGCGAUGAAGAUGCACCAGUACCAGAUUGUCGGGCGCGCGGCGCCCACGCCGAAGAACCCGACGCCCAAGAUCUACCGCAUGAGGAUGUUCGCCAAGAACAAGGUCUUGGCCAAGUCCAGGUUUUGGUACUUCAUGAAGAAGCUGAACAAGGCCAAGAAGAGUGGAGGCGAGCUGCUGGCGGUGAACGAGCUGUUCGAUCGUGGGCCCACGAAGGUGAAGAAUUAUGGCGUGUGGCUGCGCUACGAGAGCCGCACUGACACCCACAACAUGUACAAGGAGUUCCGAGACAUCACCAUCAACGGGGCCAUCAGCCAGCUGUAUCAGGAGAUGGCUGGCCGCCACCGCGCGCAGGCGGGCUCGAUCCAGAUCAUCCACGCCACGGCGAUCCCCGCGAGCGCCUGCAGGAGAGACCACGUGACCGAGAUGCACGACUCGGGGCUCAAGUACCCGGUGAUCACGAAGCUGCCCCUUGUCGCCAAGAAGCUCCGCACCACCUUCAAGGCGAGCCGGCCUAUGACCUUCGUGCGCUGA
Messenger RNA from Prorocentrum cordatum, 1802 nucleotides. The record is from the annotation of a GenBank genome assembly. Lineage: Eukaryota; Dinophyceae; Prorocentrales; Prorocentraceae.